AUGCCGCCCUCACUGCUGGUACCCUUCGUGCGCACGCUACUGCUGCUGUUGUUCUGGGGCCUAGGGGGUUCGGGGGAUCUGGGGGCCUCUGACACGGACACGGACUCGACUUCUCCCGGGGACAAUGGGCUCGCCGCGGCCGCGACAGAAGCUUCGUUCACCGAACGUCCAUUUAUCCUGCGGGUCCUGUUGAGGGACAGUGUGUCUCGGGCCCCUCUGUCAGGUGCCUCAGUAGACCUGUAUGUGAACCACAGCCUCAGGAGCUCAGUGCUGACCGACCCCAGAGGAGAUGUCCGCCUUUGGGUCAGCUAUACCCCUGCAGAGAGCCUGUCUCUGGUGGGACGCAUGGAGGGGUACCUGCCCAUGCCCCUGCCCUGGAGCACUGCCCGCAGACCAUUGUUCUCCGCAAUGACGUUAGCGCUCCUGCCUCAGAGCCAAGGAAACAUCUGGCUGUAUGAAGAUUCAGUUCUCAUCACAGGAAAGUUACCUGACAGCUCAUCACAGCCGAGGGUUAAGUUCCCCAAAAACCUCCUCUCCCUCUCUGACACCACAAACAUCUCCUCAGUGACAGCCUAUCUCACAGUCCCACAGCGCCCUCUGGCCAAAGACUGUGGCAACUGUACACCAGGCAUCAUUAGCAGCAAAUCAGCCCUGCGCAGCCUGGACCUGAGGCCAGUGGCAGCAGUCAGUGUAAUGCUGUACUCUGGAGAAAAGCAGCUCCAGAUCAGAGGGCCCAUCCACAUCAGCUUGCCCCUGGGUUCUAACACCCGCCUGAGGGCUGCAGACACUGUCCCUGCAUGGGCCUUCAAUAGCAAGAUGGGGGCCUGGGAGAACCAGGGUUUGGGGAUCGUGAAGAGUGUCGGCUCAGAGCUGAUCUGGACUUACUCAGCGUCCCAUCUGGGAUACUGGCUCGCUGCCCCUCUGCCCACCUCACAUGAUUACAUUGGAGCAGGUAGCUCCCUGGACUUCCUCCCCCAUCACACGUACCUUCUCAUGGGAUUACUGGCAGGGACACUGGCCAUAGUGGUCGGCUUUCUGUCUGUGCUGCUCUGUUACUGCAGAGGGUCCAACAGAGCGCCACGGAGGAGAGCGCGCUUCUCAAAACUGACCGUGGUGAAGAAGGACCAGACCACGUCCACUCACCUGGAGGAGGGCCUGCUGUCCUGCGACCCCUCCAGCACCCCCAGGCACAAGGUCAACUAUAACAUCUAUGUGGAGGAGCCCCUAGGCCACUCUGGGUCCGCUCUGUAUGAGAACAUCAAGCCCUCCCAGCCCCCACCCCACUACAUCAACAGUGAAGAGGUGGCGCGGCUUCGGGACAAGGCCGAGCAAAACCGGGCCAAUAUGAACACUGAAGACUUCUUCCCUGAUAAGCUGGUCCACCUGUACAACCAGCCUGUGGCCAUUAUCCAGGCUCCAGAGCUGUUCAGUGCCCAGGACAUGGUAUGUAAGGCAGCCACAUUCCCCCGUAAUGGACUGGACGAGGCAGAGAGCAAGAGCAACACCCAGACCCUGUCCAAAGGAGGAGGUAGCCCCCAGCAGAUCAGCCAGGAUGACCCCCAGCCUCUGGAGGUCCCUGUGACUGGUACUGGCCCUAAUGCUAAUAUUCUGUGGAGUCGCUACAGCAACCUGCUGGAGUCAUCGGUGUCAGUGCCUGGAACUCUGAACGAGGCCUUUGGCGGAGGCCCAGGGGACCACAGUGAACUGCAGGGGAUCUCAGAGCGAACCCUCCUGGAGCUGACCCGGGGCAAGACCUCAGUACCCCUCCCCAGGGCCUGGUUUGUGUCCCUGGAUGGAAGGCCCGCCGCACAGGUGCGUCACUCCAUCAUUGAGCUCCAGAGCAGGCACGCCCCCCCCAGCAGUAAUGACACCAGCCUGGACUCAGGGGUGGACAUGAACGAGCCCCAGCAUCGGCCCUCAGUCAAAGCCUCCUCCCUGUCCCACCUGGGCCGGGGACGCUACGGCGAUGAGCAGGACCUAAGUAGUAGUGAGAGCGGCACCACCACCACCUGCACCCCCGAGGACUCCUCCCUCAGGAACAUCCUGGACAGCAGCAGCAUCACCAACAUUCCUGAGGAGAGGGACGGCAUGGACACGUCCAGCGCUCAGGAGGACAGUGAAUCCAGAGGGACACCACCUCCGCGCCGACUCAGGAAGGUCAGGGACAAGGGCAAGAGUGACAAGAGAGGGGCCAAGCACGUCCGCGAGGCACGAGCCCUCAACAAACGCAGUUAGGACACUCAGCCCACUGCCAGCCAAGCUUUGUAAGACUUUAAAUACUUUCAUAAAUCACUUUGGCUCAUUUAAAAAAAAUACUUCUAAUGAACUUACUCAAGCGUUCUCAAACAGUGAGUGAGGAAAUAGAGGUCAGUUAUAAACCAAGCCAUGGUGAAAGGUACCCACUUUGACUACGUCACCAAAGAAUGCAGAGGCCAGCUAAGGCAGAGCAGAAUACUUGUUCCAUCUAUCUGUGCGUGCACCAUUCGUCCAUAAAGAUCACCAGCAUCCUGAUGGUCACCGGGCCCCCUCCCUGCCCUCUAAAAGGGUCUAAAGCUGGUCCAGUGUGUAGUGCACUUAUCUUUACCACUAUAUGCCUGCUCCACAGUGCCCAAGCCUUUUCUACACCGGCGGUCAUGCUGCUCUUUUCCUUCAAAAGCAUCUUUAGAAAAGAAGUAUUAAAUGAACACUUGUUCCACCGCUGUGUUCUAGCUGCCCAGUAUAUUGGCUUCUGCUUUCCACUACAUGAGACAUAUUUUUGAAGUACUUUGGCUUGAUUAUUUAUUCUAGACAUAAAUAUUUCUCUCAAGAGAAAAGUAGUAGAAUGCAUGGAAGUGAAUGUGUCUAAGAACUUAGGGAUAAUUUUCCAUCCUCAACAUGAUUCUUACACAUCACGUUUUAUUUAUUAUGAUUAGCUUGCUGCCAUAUACCAUGUCUCAAAAGGAUUGUCAUUAUAAUACACACACAUAUAUUUCUACAUGUAUAAGACAAGCAGGGCAUUGAACCAGAUUUACCAGAACCAAAUUGUACUUUGUCAGAAAUUAGAGUUGACUGUAUUGUCUUUGAGGCUGCUAAAGUCAUUAUACAGUGAAAAAGAAGAUUAUUUAUUAUUUAUUUAAAACAAUGCCUCAUAAGGUUUUCAGUAUUGGUGCCUUGUAU
Molecule: messenger RNA, 3156 nt
Organism: Periophthalmus magnuspinnatus
Lineage: Eukaryota; Metazoa; Chordata; Actinopteri; Gobiiformes; Gobiidae
Gene: fam171b
Product: family with sequence similarity 171 member B
Source: RefSeq, a predicted model, not a curated record